Messenger RNA from Chelmon rostratus (copperband butterflyfish), 6194 nucleotides. It is a transcript of the gene phldb2b, whose product is annotated as pleckstrin homology-like domain, family B, member 2b. The record is from RefSeq and is a predicted model, not a curated record. NCBI's taxonomy places the organism in Eukaryota, Metazoa, Chordata, Actinopteri, Chaetodontiformes, Chaetodontidae. The coding region runs from base 243 to 4559 and encodes 1438 amino acids. The transcript has 24 exons. Gene Ontology annotation, molecular function: protein binding. Gene Ontology annotation, biological process: regulation of microtubule cytoskeleton organization. Gene Ontology annotation, cellular component: basal cortex.
AUUGGCCGAGGCCGCCGGCUUUUUGCGUUUGUGUACGUUUGGAGCGCGCUCGCGUGUGCGUAAACGCGACAGAGGAUUCAAAGUCUUUCCCAGACGUCCAGGUUGCGCAUGCAGCACACGGGGAUGUGCUCGCUGUCAAGAAAGAGCCUGUAAUCUGCACACACAGGGACGAGUGGCGGAAUAUUUCCGGGAUCUUGGUCAGGAGACUGAACUGUGCGUUAAUUGCGUCUUUUUUCCGCGCAAUGACAGAAGUGGCCGGUCCCGCUUCAAUACUGGACUCUGAGAUGAUGUUCCAGCCAGAGUCAGAUCAGAUGUCUCCAGUUGAACCUAAGUCUCCACCGCUGGACCUGAUUGACACGGGGAAGGGACUGAAGGUCCAGACUGCCACGCCUCAUCUGGUGAGCCUGGGCAGCGGGCGGCUCAGUGUGGCAAUCACCCUGCUGCCACUGAAAGAAGGGGUGACCCGCAUAGGCCGAGAAGAUGCUCCAGUUCCUCAAGAUAUCACUAUCCAGGGGCCCGGCAUCGAGGCAGAGCACUGUCUCAUCAUCAGUGAAGGAGGGGUGGUGACCCUGGACCCCUGUGAUCACCUCUGCAGUCUGGAUGGCGUACAGGUCACUGUGCCCACACCUCUCACACAGGGUUAUUCCCUGUGUCUGGGUAAGUCCUAUUUCUUCCGGUUCAACCAUCCUGAGGAGGCCAGCAGAAUGAAGAGCAUGCUUCCACAAAAGAGCCCCGUGUCUGCUUUAGCCUACAACACAGACUACCUAAAGUUUAGCAGUGACUAUAGCCAUGCAGUGGUGGGCGGCACCAGCAGUGCUAGGGGCAUGCGAUCAGCCUCUGAGCUCCGGGACUUAAUGGACACCCUGCAGCGCAAGAAGAUUGCCCUGGAGAACAGCCUGAGAGCCAACGGGAAUGCUAACCCAUCCUACUUCAGUGUCACACAGUCUCCCCCAACCACUCCUAUCACGAGUCCUGCCACAUCUUCAUCAGCCUAUCAGGAACAGGCCAGGCGUUUCUAUGGCUUAGAUCGUCCACCCAUGUCUUUGAAAUCUGCACCUCCUCUUUCCCCUGGAAGACGAUCCGACCCGUCCUCUUCUCUUUCUUCCCGCUCCUCCAUUGGUCGCAACCAGGACAAUUUCAGUGAUGGCCGCCGGCUGCACAACCCAGGCUCCUCCUCUUUACUGUCCACAUGGAAUGGUGGAGGCUCCUCAGUUUCUGUUGAUGGUAGCAAUAGCUUCUUGCUUUCUCUUCCUCCAUCGUCCUCCUCAUCCCGCACUCCAUCAGCAGGAGGUGCAACCAGCAUGCCAUCAAGCCCUCGUCUUGGCCGCCGUAGCUAUGGAAACCAAGAGCCAUUGCCCAGCAGUCGAACCAGGAAAUACUCAGCAGGCUCACUGAGUGGGAUGAUGGGAGGUGGGCACAGCCGCUCGCUACCACGCCUCUGCCCCUCUCCAUCUCCCCGUGACAACAGCAACGGUGCCUUGACUUUGUCAACGCUGCCCCCAAGGCGAUCCGAGGGGAGUUGCAAAUUUAGCAAAGAGCAUUACAGCAACAGUCAGAAGGCCAGCACUGACCUCAACCACAACUCCAGUAACUCAAGCCAGCUCUCCUCCAGCAGGAAUCAAAUCCAGACCUCAACUCAGGGAGAAGGUGUUGUGUCUAUCUCACUCUCCACACCUAAGAACUUGCCCUCCACCACCCCUUCCAUCUCAUCCAUAAACGCCCCCCCUGAUGUUACCAUCCCAUCCAGGGCGGGGGGCUCCUCUUCUCCUCGUGUGGCCAAAAAACUCAGCCUGACUUCCACUAGUUCUGUCGGCUCCAUCAGCUCCACGAGUUCCAGCCCACCAGAAAUAGAACGGCUGGCCAGCCAUGGAGUCUCCCCAGGAAUGGAGUUGUAUUUGGGGGAGAGGGACAGGCGAGGGGUAGGCCUAGAACUCACUGGUGCCCCAGGGCCUGGACUUGGAGAGAGGAGGUCUUCAUUUGGUAAGGCAGGGCUGGAACCUGGCAUGGGGCUGGGCGAGAGGAGGCAAUCAUUUGGAAAGGCAGGAGUGACCCCACCAGGGGGUUUUAGGGAAAGAAGGGGGAGUAUCAGCUCACUGAGUGGGAAGGAGGAGCUGACUGACUACCACCAUCGCCAAAAAGAGGAGAGACUCCGCGAGCAGGAGGUGGAGAGGCUGGAGCGACAGCGGCUGGAGACUAUCCUGUCUUUGUGUUCGGAGCUGGGCCGGGCUGAGAGAGAUGGAGGUGGCGCAGCUACAAGUCCCACUUCAGCUGUGGCGGAUCUCCAAAAGAUCAACCAGGAGCUGGAGAAGCUUCAACUGAACGACGACGACGACGAUGACACACCGUCUGUCUUUUCGGACUCCUCAGCUGUCAAUGGAACGAUGGGGAACGGACACAUGGCCUCCCCUGGAUCAGAGAAUGGUUACUAUGAUGACGAUCUACAGGUACGACGGAGGCGCAGCAGCGGUCACCGCGACAACAGGGCAGAAUCACCCGCUGUCAGUCUGCGAAGCUGCGGCCCAUCACCUUCUCCACGUAUACAGAGGACCAAUGAGGCUGUAGAUGACGCAGCCCGUCGCCGUGGGCAGGAGGUGAGGCCUUCAGAAGAGGAAGUGAGGCGUGUGGAGGAGGAGAGGAUCCAGGUGCUGAACAACAUGGAGGAGGUGGAGCAAAAGAUCAAAGAGCUGGACAACCAAGUGGAGGAAUCUGCCCGAGAGGUGGAGGUUGAGCGAGCUCUGGUGGAGGCUGAGAUGGAGUCGGAGGCAGCUGCUCUCCAGCAGGAAAAAGAUGCUCUGGAAGCACUGCACAACAAGAUGGCCGACCUAGAGACCAAGUCCCAGCAGGAAAAAGACAAGGCGUGUGAGUUGCUGCAGGCAGAAAGGGGCAGAGUAGAGAGGUUGGCUCAGAUUGUGUGUGAGCAGCGCUCCCAGCUGGACAGCUGCCCUGAGGCCACCAAGGAGCCCCUGCAGGAGCAGCUGGCCAGGGACUGUGAGGUGCUCGAGACGGAGACAAAGCGUUUUGAGGACCUGGAGUUCCAGCAACUGGAGCGAGAGAGCAGGCAGGACGAGGAGAAGGAGACCCACACACAGCAGCUUCUCAGGGAGAUCGCAGACUACCAGCGCAGCACCGUCACUCGCAAGGAGCGACUUUUAACUCUAAAGAAGCAGGCAGCACAGAUUACCCAGCAGGCUCAGCGAGAGAAGGAGAGCUUCUUGAAGGAGAGGAGCAACCUCGAAGCAAUGCUGCAAAGGGAGAAAGAAAACCUCACCACUCUGGAAAGAAAAUAUGCUGACCUCACUGGUGGCCGGUGUUUCACUCUAAAGGAGGGCUAUGUCACAGUCAGUGAAAUCAAUGAGCUUUACUCACAACUUGGGGGGGACCCUAAACCCGCCCCUCACCCCACUCCAGCCAAUGCCUCUCCUGAGUCCACGGUAAACCCCUCCCCUGACGACGACACCCCCAAACAACCAGAGGAUGAGCAUUUCCGCUUGCUGGAAGAGAGGAAGAGGUCUGAGAGAGAAGGUGGCUCCCAUCUAAGUGACACAUUGCCCAGGAAGAAAACCACGCCCACCAUGACCCCGCAGUUCAUGUGUGCAACGCUGGGACGCAGCUUCCCUAACAAGUCCCAUCAGCCCCUGGUGCAGAGCACAAGCUGUGGCAGCAUUCUUCCAAGAAUCCUCUCCUUAUCCAACAAGGAGACUGAAUCUCGACGUCUGCAUAAAGGUCAGCCUGGCUCCCGAGCAGCUUCCCAGACCAACGUCUACCUCGAUGCUUUUGGGUACCGUGACAACCAGGCCUUUGACACAAUGAGUGUGGAUAGCACCGACUCCAUUGAAACCAGCAUCUCUGCUUGCUCACCUGACAAUGUAUCCAGUGCCAGUACUUCAAAUGUGGCCAAGCUGGAGGAGAUGGAGCGUCUGCUGAGAGAAGCCCAGGCAGAGAAGAGAAGCCUCCUCGAACACAAGGAGCGAGAGAUGGACAUACGAAAGCAGGCGCUGGAGGAGGAGCGGAAAAGAAGGGAGGAGCUGGAGAAGAGGCUACAGGAGGAGACGAGCAGACGGCAGAAACUCAUCGAGCGCGAGGUGAAACUGCGAGAAAAACAGAGGGCACAGUCCCGACCGCUGACGCGGUACCUGCCGGUGCGAAAGGACGACUUUGACCUGCGGGCUCACAUUGAGUCGGCGGGCCACAGCACAGACACGUGCUUCCACUUGUCCAUCUCUGAAAAGACCUGCCGUGGCUACUUGGUCAAAAUGGGAGGCAAAAUCAAAACCUGGAAGAAACGCUGGUUCGUCUUUGACCGCAACCGACGCACGCUCUCCUACUAUGCAGAUAAGCAUGAAGCCAAGCUGAAAGGAGUCAUCUACUUCCAAGCUAUUGAAGAAGUGUAUUAUGAUCACUUGAAGAAUGCACACAAGAGCCCAAACCCCUCCCUGACCUUCAGUGUUAAGACUCAUGACAGAGUCUACUACAUGGUGGCCCCCUCUCCUGAGGCCAUGAGGAUCUGGAUGGAUGUGAUCGUCACGGGUGCUGAGGGAUACACCCAGUUCAUGGUGUAGUGAAGGGUCAGGAUUGGCCAACGUGCUUCGACUCUUCGUGGCUUUAAAUACUAGUUUUCUUUCUCUUCUUUCAAGAUUUGCAAGAUGCCUCAAGAAGCUUUUUACAAAGGAUUUUUAUCCUUUUAUUAGAAAGCUCAGUUUGAGCUGUAUUUGAUGUCAUUAGCAACAACUCGAAAUACAUGACAGUGAAUCAGUAGUUGGAUUUAAGAAUGCUAAGUGCCUAAACAAUUUUAGCAUGUCAACUUGUGGUUCACUUUGCAGUGGGUUUAACCAAUAAAUCAUUUUUAAUCAUUUUAGACCGUUUUCUGUCUACAGAAUAAACUGCAUAUUAAUUUAGUGGUUUAAUUUCAUGCAUCGUUACUGUGGCAUUCUCAGGUUGUAACUGUGUGCGUGGGUGUGCAUGCAUGCAUGCAUGCAUCCUAUGAUCAUGUGUGAAUUUAUACACACACAUGUUCAAGAAGUGCCUGUUUUGUGUGCAUACUCAAUGUACAUGUCAAUUUGCUGUGAGCUUGAUUGUAGCUCCAAGGUGCUAUUCGGCUACAUGGUGAAUGACACUAAUAAGCCAAGUCACACCCCUCAUGUAAAACAUUUAACCUGGGGUGUAAUUACACACUCCACACAGUGAUUAUCAAUCAUUUUUAGAAUGGAUUACUGUUCUGGGUUUACAAUAGUGUCACCACAGGCUCAGAGAUGAAGCUCAAACAACUGUUAAAACAUAAUUAGGUUCAGGCGACUUGUUAUUUUCCAAUAUAAGGAGGAAGAAUAAUGACUAACGGCACAAAUUUGUGAUAUUUGUACAUUUUGUUUCUAAGUUGUAGUUAGUUUUUUGAAAUAGUUAUGACAAUUACUGUCCAUUAUCAACUCAAGCCUGUUGUUUGUGCCUUUUUUUAAUCUUUUUUUUUUGUGUGUGUGUGUGACAGUAUUUUGACAUGCGUAUUAUCUAUAUUUUUAAGAGCUACAUAUCUAUAUACUAAAUACCAAAACUGUCUGUCUGUGUUGAGAAAACACACACAUAUUGAAAUGUGGUCCAGAAUGGUUUUGUGAGAAAGAGCCCUCAUAGGAUUAAGCUGUUUUUAAGGUGUCAGGAGAAAAAAAAUCUAUGGUACAUGCACUCACUUAAGAGGCCUUUAGUCAUGAAAACUGACUGAUUGUUGUGCUGCUUUGGUCCACUAGCUUUCAUUGCAUUGCUUGUAUUACCACUAAAUCAAUGUUUUAGUUAAACCAACUAUCACUAAAGCUGCUUUUAUAUUGUAUAUCAUACAUCAUACUAUGUCUGAGUAAUUCAGUCCACUGAUCAGUGCAUUUAUCAUCUUGCCUCUUGGCAUUGUUUUUUUGUUUUAUUGACCAAAGUACAUGUUAAUGUGGUAUAAUGUAUAUGUGGUUUCUUUGCUUUGACUUCUUUCUGUUCAGAACAAUAAGAUCAACAGUUUAUUUGUUUUUACAUGACAAGCACAUGGUUAUUUUCCACCAACUAAAGGAGCUGUUACAGUGCAAGCUUCCAUGAUCUUAGCUUUUUGAUAUAUAUAUAAUUUUUUAUCUUGUUCCUACUGUAUUUAUGCCAUUACCAGUGCAUGUACCUUAAUUUUGUAUUUCCAUAUGAAUAAUAAAAAUGCUAUAUUUUAUCUUUAUAAUGUC